Phoenix dactylifera (date palm) is the source of this 2730-nucleotide messenger RNA. Its product is annotated as putative serine/threonine-protein kinase WNK5. Gene Ontology annotation, molecular function: ATP binding; protein kinase activity. The record is from RefSeq and is a predicted model, not a curated record. NCBI's taxonomy places the organism in Eukaryota, Viridiplantae, Streptophyta, Magnoliopsida, Arecales, Arecaceae. Gene Ontology annotation, biological process: protein phosphorylation.
CCCCCUCACCUCCCGAGGUUUCCUUCCCACAAUCCUCUCCCCCGUCGCUGCCUCCAUUCCUUCUCUUCUCUUCUCUUCUCUUCUCUUUGGCACAUACCACAAAUGGUGUUAUCAAAGAGUGGCUACGGAUUCUUCAAGUUCAGAGCCUCACACUCUCAGAACUCCUUCAUUCCUCACCAUCUCUAAACUUUGGACGUUCCCAUAACAGGCCAAAAAGCCCCCAUCUAGCCCGCCACCACAGCCACCAACCCAAAAUCCUCUGGAAAAUUCUCCUGAGGGGACAGAUAAGAGGAGGAAAAGAUCUGCACACCCUCGUCCAUCCAAGUCUCCUGCUCCACCCUCUUGUGGUUUACAUCAAUGAUCGGAAGCUUCUUCGACUUCUCAAGUGCGGCGGUCGUCGAGAUGGCUUGGAUCAUGCUGAGAAUCGACUACUCGAGGCUGUUCUGGCUCCUCUUCGGCGUCUUCUCCUACGAGAACCAUGAAGGGAAGCCUCGGAUUUAGCAAAGCUUCUGCCGCAGAACUCGACACUCACCCGAUAGGCGAUCCGACCACUCGGGAAGCUGCCUUUGGUUUUUGUUUCUUGGUUUCUUCUAAGCUGCAAGAGUUUUGAUAGGCUAACAUGUAUGAGUCCCGGCUGGGGGAGCGGGCCGCCGAGUGGGGUGGGUACGUCGAGAUCGAUCCCGCCGGUCGGUAUGGACGUUUUGAUGAGGUACUUGGAAAAGGAGCCAUGAAGACAGUCUACAGAGCAUUUGAUGAGCGAAAUGGGAUGGAGGUGGCAUGGAACCAGGCCAAGCUCUGCGACGUGCUGCGAUCACCGGACGCACUGCAGCGCAUGUACUCCGAGGUCCACAUACUCAGCACCCUCCACCAUGAGUCCAUCAUCAGUUACCACACCUCCUGGAUCGAUGUCGGAAAGAGGACCUUCAACUUCAUCACUGAGAUGUUCACCUCCGGCGCCCUCCGAGAGUACCGGCAGAGAUAUCGACGAGUUGACAUUAGAGCCAUCAAGAACUGGGCCUGCCAGAUCCUGCAUGGGCUUGUAUAUUUGCAUGGCCAUGAUCCUCCGGUGAUACACAGAGACCUUAAGUGUGACAACAUCUUUGUUAAUGGCCAUCUCGGGCAGGUCAAGAUCGGCGAUCUCGGGUUAGCAGCCGUGCUCCGAGGGUCCCAAUCUGCGCACAGUGUUAUAGGGACGCCCGAGUUCAUGGCACCGGAGCUCUACGAAGAGGAUUACAACGAGCUCGUCGACAUAUACUCCUUCGGCAUGUGCGUGCUCGAAAUGCUUACCUCCGAGUACCCCUACAGCGAGUGCUCCAACCCUGCCCAAAUCUAUAAGAAAGUCACUUCGGGCAAGCUCCCCGAUGCAUUCCAUCGGAUCCAAGAUCCUGAGGCCCGGCGUUUCCUUGGUAGGUGUCUAGAAACCGCAUCGAGGCGGCCAUCGGCCAAGGAGCUGCUUCUCGAUCCCUUCCUCGCAUCCGACGACCAUCACAAUCCUGUUCCACUUCAGAAAUAUGCCUCAAGAAUCAAGGUUAUUAAGGACGCCCCAGAGAUCUACAACCUGAAGCCCACGAAGAAGAGGACCGACAUGACCAUUACCGGGAAGUUGAAUCCAGAAGAUGAUACCAUCUUCCUCAAAGUUCAGAUAGCUGAUAAAGAAGGUCACGUAAGGAACAUAUAUUUUCCUUUCGAUAUCGUGAUCGACACACCGAGUGAUGUGGCCAACGAGAUGGUGAAGGAGUUGGAGAUAACCGAUCGGGAGCCGUCAGAGAUAGCGGAGAUGAUAGCUCAGGAGAUCUCGGUUUUAGUGCCGGGUUGGAAUGAAGGAGAUGUACCUGAGAACAGCAACAGCCAUCAUGUGUACAGCUUUGGGGACGAUGAGGAGGAUGGAUGCAAUCACCCUUUCUGCUAUCUAUCCUCCCCUACUUCCUCCCAGGGAUCAUUGUUUGGGACGAGGCCUUCUCAAGGGUGGUCUCAUCAGCAGCGCCAGUCUCACCAAGAAGACUGGUUUGGAGAUGAUCUAUACUCUGACGAUGACGACAAGAGCUCCAUGCACUCUGAUAAGUAUUCUGCUGCGAACUACACCUCAGAUAACGAACUAGAAGGCGAGGCAAGCUGUCAUCGAAGAGAAACUCAGCCCAUCCACCACAAGUCAACAAGGUUUUGUACCAGAGAAAGCCCUCCAGUGGAUGCCUCUCUAGCUAGCAAAUUCCACAGGCAAUGUAAUGAAAUAUUGUCGGAAUCCUCAAGAGCUUCCAGCUCUCGUGCAGGCAAGAGGGCAGUCGAUGGCUGUUGUAUGAUGAGGAAUUAUUCGAUGGUUGACAUACGAAGCCAACUACUGCAACGAACGUUCGUGGAGGAGGUGAACAAACGGCUAUUUAAGACCGUCGGAGCAUUCCAAAACAUAGGCUUCAAGGAUCCAACAGAAGGCUCCCGUAAUAUUUCAUCAUCUUCGAAAAGAGAUCACAGGAAACAAAAGGUAGGCCAUACAUGGGUAAGGAGUUAAAAACUCUUUGUUGAGGACGGCCUGUUGGCUCAGCUUGUGAUGAUAUGGUUUCAUGAUAUUUGGAGUUGACACCUGAGGUGAUACUAAUAAGUCUCUAGUGUGCUAGUGAUGAAAAUCUAGCAGCAAGCACGUUUCUGGUGCUUGAACAAAUAAUUGCUUUUUAGUCGAGCAAAAUGCUUGUUACGUGGAUCACCAUUGGAUAAGAGAAUGCAUGUCUCUUCUAGCAA